This is a messenger RNA of Pelmatolapia mariae (spotted tilapia), 2046 nucleotides long. RefSeq names its product T-cell differentiation antigen CD6-like. NCBI's taxonomy places the organism in Eukaryota, Metazoa, Chordata, Actinopteri, Cichliformes, Cichlidae. Gene Ontology annotation, cellular component: plasma membrane. Bases 1 to 1872 code for a protein of 623 amino acids. Gene Ontology annotation, biological process: zymogen activation. The transcript is spliced from 13 exons. The record is from RefSeq and is a predicted model, not a curated record. Gene Ontology annotation, molecular function: serine-type endopeptidase activity.
AUGAAGCUGCUGAAAUUCAUCUUAAUCAUCCACGUGAACUUUUUUUGUCAAGCUUUGAAAAAUGCAACCACUGAAAACAACCCGUCUGAUAUCCGUGUGAGUGGAAAGGGAAAUAACACAAAAAUCAGCAAUGACCCUUACGUCUACUCUCUUGGUAGAAAAUGCAAGUGGACACUCAGGUUGCCUAGGAACAGGAGCAGUGACAUAAUGGCACUCACAAUUGACUCUGUCAAUGGGUUGCCUGAACAGAUCUGUCAGGAUCUUAAAUGCGGCAGCGUCCAUUCUAUUAACAAAACCCGCUCACCUGGCAACAUCACCUGCUUUCAAAACUGUUCAUACCAACACGGACGUUUGGAGAACUGUUCACUGAGUGUUGGAAACUCCUGCAGUGUGAUCCAUGAAGUGGUUUGUGCACACCAGCUUGUGCGGCUGGAAGGAGGGACAGACCGCUGUGCUGGACGAGUGGAAGUAUGGAAAAAUGAGCAGUGGGGCACUGUGUGUGACGACCACUGGGACCUGAAUGAUGCUCACGUGGUGUGCGCCCAGCUCGGCUGCGGUUACGCCCUCAAUGUGACGGGCCAGGCCGGCUUAUUUCCCCCGGGGAAAGGACCCAUCUACCUGGACGAUCUGAACUGUACGGGCAACGAAGAGAACUUGUGGAGCUGCCCGGCUACACAGGAGGAGGAUCAAGACUGUGGACACAAAGAGGACGCUGGUGUCGUGUGUUCAGAGAUGCGUGCCCUCAGACUGACUGGAGGUUUGGACCGCUGCUCUGGUAAAUUGGAGGUCCAUCGUAACGGCAGCUGGUGGACAGUGUGUAAUAACUGUUGGAAUCAACAUUUGGCCUCUAUGGUGUGCUCCAUGCUGGGCUGUGGUGAUAAAGUGGAAAAGUUCACCCAAUUUAGUCCUUCACUCAGCCACAUCAACGGCUCACUGUGGUACUUUCAGUGUUAUGGAAAGGAGCGGAACCUGUGGGAGUGCAGAGAGAUCAUAAAUAAAAAACACCUGUGUGUUCUCUCAAGCGCUUCUGGUGUCAUCUGUAAUGGUUCUCUGGGGUUUCUUAACACUACCGCGGUUAAGCCAACAGUAACGCCUCAAUGGACAACUGCUGAUGGAACCACAGCCGCCGUUGCUGCUGCAGAUUUGCCUUUUGCGUCUCUGCCGCUUCUCUCCACCAUCUCCCUGUCCAUCCUGCUCCUCGUGAUUGUCAUCACAAACACGGUGCUCUGCUGCCAUUACAGGAGAAAACACGCUUUCUUACUGCAGCAGACGCGCAGCAGCCCACGAACUCCAUCUGGUCAAAGCAACAACUAUCACGAGGCUGUUAAUCUCGUCAAAGUCACCGCCAACCCGCCGGAGACUGAUGUCCCCUCCAAUCCCAGGCUUCUUUGGACCCAGCUUAGUAGUGCUGACAGCACGUCAGUAGAUACAGACUAUGAGCAGUAUGACCCAAGCAUUGACCCGUCUGUCAGUUUAUCCACCUUUCGGAAUUCUCAGCGAUACAGAACAGACGUUAAUCCUUUGAUGAGGCCUUCAGGUCUUGAGAGCCUUUGUGAAGAAGGUCCUCAGCCCUCAAAUACAAUGACAGGAGCCUUUCCAAGCUGUAAUGGUGCCUCGACAUAUCCUCAGUAUGCCAGAGUGUCAAAGAUCUCAGUGGACUCAUUUGAGUCGUCCAGCACCUCCUCCGGUGAAUGCUAUGAAAACUUGCCAAAAGAUUACGUCAACGUGACGCCUGAUCCUCUACCAUUGGAGUCGUUUGUUGGUCCUUCUGAUGCUUCAAAAUUCUCAUAUGGUCCUCUUCACUCUGGACAAACCUCAAACCUGCAGAGUUCAGAUGAUGACGAACUCUACUCGCCUGUGAGCCCCGACUGAAACUCUGUGUCUGAGGAUGACUGCACAGCAAACCGAGGGUGUGGGAGAGUGUGAGAAGAAGAAGUCGUUUUCGUAAAGGAAAGACAUCCUGUAAGAUCAAGAAAAUGUAAGACGCUUACAGCGAUCAAAGCUGGGAUGUUCAAUGUGAUUGAUUAGCUUUUUAAAGCAAGUUUU